AUGUCUCUGUCCUCAAAAAGCGGUUUCGGCAUGAUUGAAGAGAUUCUGGCGACAUUCAGAAGCGGUGGAGCGGGAGUUGCGGGUAGCACCGUGCACGGAGAAGAUGAUGUACCGACAGUAGUAGGGUGGAAACCUCUACCUCUUUUCGGGUCCGGCAGUGCUCGUUCGACGAGUUCUUCAAGAACGAGAAUGGGGAGCCGGUUUAUGCAAGCGAUGCGCCCGGCGAGCAGCACAAGGUGUAGAUUCCUUAUCACGUCUUUCGCGGGCGACGCGCCACUGCCUCCCGAGGGAGACAACGGGGAGAUGCCGGGCGUGGACAUUCGCCCCUACGACAUUCGCUACCCAACGACCACGCUGGACAAGUUUUUGGAUAUCCCACAGAAAAAAGCUGGCAGGUCACAUUUAUAAUGCAAAAAUAGAUACAGAAAAAAAUCUGUAUAGCGUAUCCUAAACAGCAUGCUAUGAGGCCGCCCAUAACAGAUUUUUCUGUGUAUUUACUUUUGCAUUACAAAUAUGCCCUGCCAGCUUCUUUCUGUGGGAUAUUGGACACAAGUUACCCACUAGGCGCGCCCCGGUCGUUGCACCUGGAGCGCCAUAAAAUGCCACAGGCCAUGGCACUGGUGCCGGGUUUCCAGGCGGAGCCCGAGUACCACACCCUGGUUCAGGAAUUUAGGCAGGACUCGAUUUAG
Amoebophrya sp. A120 is the source of this 689-nucleotide messenger RNA. NCBI's taxonomy places the organism in Eukaryota, Dinophyceae, Syndiniales, Amoebophryaceae. The record is from the annotation of a GenBank genome assembly.